AUGAGAAGUCAUCAAUGUGAAGUUAAUUACGCUGGUUCUUCUGGUUCUAUGGAAAGAACUUUAAUCAAAGAUAUGUUUAAACGGUCUAUAUCAAAAUACAAUGUUCAAUAUCAUUACUAUAUAGGAGAUGGUAAUGCCAAAGUGCACAAAGCUUUGCUUGAUGAUCCACCAUAUGAAAAUGUUGAAGUUCAAAAGAUAGAAGAUGUGAAUCAUUACUCUAAAAGAUUAUCUAAUCGUAUCAAAAAGAUCAAAACCCAGAACAAGAACAAGAUAUUACAAGAUGGUUUGAAGAUUGGUGGUGCUGGUCGAUUAACAGAUCAACAUAUCCUAAAAUUCAAAAUGUACUUAGGAAAAGCUAUUCGAGAAAACUUAGGAAAUCUGACAAAUAUGUAUCAUAGUGCACAGGCCAUUUUUUAUAAUUAUUAUUCAACAGAUCAAGAUCCACAACAUCAAUUCUGUGAUCCGAAAUGGUGCAAAUAUUUGCAGGAUAGCGACACAUAUGAUCAUGGUCAACAUUCGAUUCCUAGAACUUGUAUGGACAUUGUCAAACCUGCAUUCGAUGAACUAUGCUCUAAAGAGGCUUUGAAAAAAGUUGUUAGAGGAGGGAGUCAGAACCCAAAUGAAACAUUUCAUGGAAUAUUAUGGCAUUUAGUACCGAAACAUCGUUAUGCUAGUGGUUUAAUGAUUGAUAUAGGUGUUGAUUUGGCCGUUAUUCUAUACAAUGAUGGCUAUAAAAAAUUACGUGAUUUAUUUCAACAGCUGUUCAAUUCAUGUGGUUAUUACACAAACCAUGGUAUUAUUACUUUAGAUACUUCGAAAGAAGGCGAUAGACAAAAGUUUUUUGGUCGUAAAAGAACACAAAAAGUCAAUGAACAACAAACACACAAGAUUUUUCUAGAUAAUGAUGACAACAGCAGCAAUGGCGAAGAUGACGAAAGUGAUGGUUAUUUAUAUAGUAUUAGAUCGAGCGAUGAAGACGCAUACGAACCAGGUGGUGAUGAUUUAUAUUGA
Molecule: messenger RNA, 1011 nt
Organism: Rotaria sordida
Lineage: Eukaryota; Metazoa; Rotifera; Eurotatoria; Philodinida; Philodinidae
Source: the annotation of a GenBank genome assembly